Messenger RNA from Ctenopharyngodon idella (grass carp), 7056 nucleotides. RefSeq names its product angiomotin (gene amot). The coding region runs from base 780 to 3833 and encodes 1017 amino acids. NCBI's taxonomy places the organism in Eukaryota, Metazoa, Chordata, Actinopteri, Cypriniformes, Xenocyprididae. Gene Ontology annotation, biological process: establishment of cell polarity involved in ameboidal cell migration; hippo signaling; regulation of cell migration. Gene Ontology annotation, cellular component: bicellular tight junction; lamellipodium; cytoplasmic vesicle. The record is from RefSeq and is a predicted model, not a curated record. The transcript has 13 exons. Gene Ontology annotation, molecular function: protein binding; signaling receptor activity.
AAGCAAGAGUUUUUAUAUAUAUCUUUAAUUAUUUUUUUCUGAAGUGACUGAAUCUGUGGGCUGUUCUGCACAUAAGACUCUUUGACAGGCUGCCGAUCUUCAAGUCACACAAAAGCUUUUUGUACUUUUCUUGCUUAAGCGAAUUUCUUAAAGCCAACAGAAGAAGCCAACAGAAGAAGAGGAACAAUCGACAAACUCUCCGAAGGAGGGCUCUCCUGGCUUUAAAAAAAAUCUUUGGAAUUCCUUAAAGUUCUCAGCAAAGGGGGGCAGUUUUUUUUUUCUCUUCACAACUCUUGAGUUUGUAAGGGCUAAUUUCGCUGCAGCGGCGGCUUCAUGGUUCGUAUGAAGAGGGCAGUCCUAGUCCUUCCCUUCACAGCACACUUCUAGUGGAAAACACAUUUCAACAGCUCGAAAAAAAACCGACACAAAGAAGGGGGAACGCGUUUUAUUUGAACGAAAGUGCAAAGAUGACGGCAAAGUCCCCUCGGAUUGACGUGUUUAAACUUUUGUGAAACUUGUUCGACGCUUUGGAAUCAACCGAAAAACUUGUAACGGACUUAAAACUUAGGAAGCACAAAACCGGCUGCAGAUCGAAAUAAAGCAGGACUUGGCGAAAACUUAGGAAGAGUGGCUUGGCAUUCGGGACCUCGCAGACCGGCUGUGUGUUUUGGAGCAACUUGAGGAGCUUCUUCAGAGCAGUGACCCUAGUGAAUGUCAGCACCAUGAGCAGCCAGUAGUGACACACGACAGCAGCUACAGCAGCUACAGCAGCCGCACAGAUGUUUCGGAAAAAAGCCUCAUCCUCCUUGAGAAUGCGGGGAAUAUCAGAAAACAAUAGACGGAGUGUGGACCGUGCCCGAAGCUCCUCCUUCCAUGAGGUGGGCAGGUCACGAGAGCUGGAAAUGAGGGCGGCAGCCUCAGUUUCCGAGGACACUUCAGCUAGCAGCAGCAGCGGUAGUGGCCAUACAGUUCUGCAACGGCUCUUGCAGGAGCAAAUGCGAUAUGGCGAGGGCCGAAAUUACCUUGCCCUGCAGCAACAGCAACAACAACAACAGCAGCAGCAGCAGCAACAAGGUCCAGUGAGUGGAUACCCCGGCCCUGGCAGCCCAGGGGACGAGCUCUCGAUGGUCCCUCACAUUGCAAGGCAGGAGCCUCAGGGCCAGGAGCUGCAGGCAGACAGUGGCAUGGAAAAGCUCAGCACACGCACUGCAGGAGGAGGAGGUGGCGGCAGUGGAGGCACCGGGUCAGGCGGUGGAAGCUGCGUGAGCGGACAGGGGCAGAAUCCUGAAGACCUACCCACCUAUGACCAAGCCAAGGUGCAGUCGCAGUACUUCCGUGGUCACCAGCCCCAGCAGCCUCAACCACAGAUACCCCCGUCAGUAGGUGCGGCAUUUUAUGUGACUGGCGUCAGCAGCCCUAAGGUGCGACCCCCAGAGGGCAGGCCGACGGUACAGAGAGUAAAUGGAGGCAAAGUUCACCAAGACGACGGGCUCAAGGAUCUAAAGCAAGGCCAUGUGCGUUCUCUCAGUGAAAGACUAAUGCAGCUCUCGUUGGCCACCAGCGGGGUCAAGGCUCAUGCGCCUGUUACUAGUUCACCACUUUCCCCCCAGUUGCCUCCACCUGGACUUCCAGGAGACUAUUAUAAACCCUCUGGGCCCCCACACAGGGGUCCACCACCAGACUACCCAUUUAAGGCAAUGCCCUCUCCACCAAAACAGCAGCAGCACCAUCAGCACCAGGAGCCUGGACACUUCUACCCAGACCACCGUGGCACAAGCCAGCCAGCCAGAGCUGAUAUUCCUCAUGUCCGGUACCAGCCACCACCAGAGUAUGGCUCUUUCCGGUCAAGUAAGGAGAGUUCAAGUCACUCUCAAAGGUCUGUCCAUCACCAUAGCCCUUCAUCUUCUGUUACAUCAGGGGGCUCUCUCUCCCGUGCUCAGUCUUCCACUCUCAGCAGCAUCUUGGCCUCUUCCCACCCUCCUCCACCUAUGGUUCACCAGGGAGAGCAACCCUUCCCCAUGGGUGCUCGUAGCCCACAGGGGCUCGGUUCCCACCAAGGUGAUCCAUACGGCCCAGGUCCAGGUCAUCCUCCCCAUCAGCGCAGUCAUGCGUUUCCUCAUGAUCCUUACGGGUCAGCUCCCAGGGGCCUCCACAUGCACCAGCACCAGUACCACCAGCAGGGCUCCCAGCAGCAGCAACAGAAUCCAGGACAACACUACCCACAUCCACACUCCAUGCAGGGGGAUCCCUACGCCAUGCUGGCCCGUGCCCAGCAGAUGGUGGAUAUGCUGUCUGAAGAGAACCGCUUGCUUAAGCAAGAGCUGGAAGUGUGUGGGGAAAAGGUGUCCAAACUACAAAAGCUGGAGACUGAAAUCCAGAUGGUGUCCGAAGCCUACGAAAAUCUGGCCAAAUCAUCCACAAAGAGGGAAGCUCUUGAGAAGACCAUGAGAAAUAAGCUGGAGAUGGAGGUGCGCAGGGUACACGACUUCAACAGGGACCUAAGAGAGCGAAUGGAAACAGCCAACAAGCAGCUUGCAGCAAAAGAUUGUGAGGGCACAGAGGACAAUCGCAAAACCAUCUCACAGCUUCUGGCUCAGAAUAAAGAGAAUCAGAGAGAGAAGGAAAAGCUGGAGAUCGAGUUGAAUUCGCUUCGCUCCACCAAUGAGGACCAGCGCAGGCACAUUGAGAUCCGUGACCAGGCCUUAAACAACGCCCAAGCCAAAGUGGUCAAGCUGGAGGAGGAGCUGAAGAAAAAGCAGGUAUAUGUGGAGAAGGUGGAGCGGAUGCAGCAAGCUUUAGCACAGCUUCAGGCCGCGUGUGAGAAGAGAGAACAGCUCGAGCAUCGACUACGUACUCGACUGGAGAGAGAGCUGGAAUCACUGCGAAUGCAACAGAGGCAUGGUGGUUCUCAGAAUACAGUUGGUCCUGAGUUCAGCACAACGGCUCUAAUGGAACACCUGAGAGAAAAAGAGGAGAGGAUUUUGGCCCUGGAGGCUGACAUGACCAAAUGGGAGCAGAAAUACCUGGAGGAGAGUGUCAUGAGGCAGUUUGCGCUGGACGCCGCUGCAUCUGUGGCCACACAACGAGACACAUCCUCUGCCAUCAUCAGCCACUCCCCCAGCAGCAGCUAUGACACUUCGGUGGAGGCACGUAUCCAGAAAGAAGAAGAGGAGAUUCUCAUGGCCAAUCGGCGCUGCCUGGACAUGGAAAGCAGGAUCAAGAACCUGCACGCUCAGAUCAUAGAGAAGGACGCCAUGAUAAAGGUGCUGCAUCAGCGCUCACGCAAAGAACCAGCCAGCAAAUUAGAUACCCCGGCCAUGAGGCCCUCCAAGUCCCUCAUGUCUAUCGCUAUGGGCACCGGCAGCUCCAGUGGCUCCGGGCUGCUGUCACACUCUCUGGGCCUCAGUGGAAGCAGCCCCAUCACGGAGGAACGCAGAGAAGACCGCAGCUGGAAGGGCAGUCUGGGUGUUCUGCUGGGCCCAGAGUUCAGAGGUGACUCUUUGAGGACAGAGUCCAUCUCCUCCUCUCCAUCUCCAGUCUUGCCCUCCACUCCCAUGCCAGCUGCCACACACUCAAAGACUGGCAGCAGAGACAGCUGCACCCAGACGGAGAAGGGUCAGGAGGCCAGCAAGCCGAGCACACCCGCCCUGCAGAGCGUUCCAGGACCCAGCCGGAUCAGCAGCCCAAGCCCCAUCUACAUACCCGACCGCAUCGCUGAUGUGCCAGUGUUUCACACCGGUACAUUAGAAAGGAGAGCGCCAGUGCAGUCACUCCCGCAGCAGAGCCUCCCGCCACAGGACGUGGACAGCGAGAUGGUGGAAAUACUCAUCUGAUCACACACAUAUUGACAAAGAAACAACUUAAAGCAGGUGAAGGAUUCCUUCUCUCAGUUACAUUUUCAGAUCAAGAUUGUCAGGACAGAGGGGUUGUUUAGGAACAAACUUUACAACAAUCAGCGAACAACAAUAUACAACAACAUUUUUUUUGUACAGUAUUGUCUGGUGGACUUUUUUCCCCUCCAGACCCUCGGACCAAAUGUACUGGCAUAAUUUUUUACAUUUAUUGCACUACUUUGUGUUUGUAUUUACUUAUUUUUUGGUAUGCAAUUGUUUUGUAGUGUGGCACUUGAGUAUCUUGCAAAAUGAUGAGUAGCCGAACAGUUGUUACAUGUAAAUACUGCAUCGGAAUACUGUAAAUCUGAAUGUCGUAGGGCCUUUUUUAUUCUAGGACGCAAUGUCUGUACGGCAUGUUCUGUAUGGUUCACAGCGCACUGUUUAAGAGCAAUGGACCAACAAGCAUUCACCUGUGUGUCCAGAAGCUCCAGAAGUAUGUGAAAAUAUGAGUGACCCAACUGGUUUUGGGUUUGUCUGUAUGAAAGUCUGUAGUUUUUCAAUCAAAACUGAGGUCCAUCAUUCCAGUAGAGCUACAGCAGCCACAAACGUGCCUUGGUUGAGAGGUACCUCACACACCGGACUUCCAGGUCUGUCCUUUCACAUUUUGGAAAUCCUCCAAACCUCUCGUCAACGUGAUGGUUACUCUGAAGUCAUUUUUUGAUAGCUUUUUUUCAGUCUUGUGGUUGCAAGACAGACAUUUAACUCUUGACCAAAGGAAUCCGUAAAAAAGACGCAAAUUAUACGCACAUUUUUUAAAUAAGGGCCAAGCAACGAUCCUCAGGUUAUUAAGAGGGUCUAACCCAGGGGUGUCCAAUCCUGCCCCUGGAGGGCCACUGUCCUGCAGAGUUCAGCUCCAACCCCAAUUAAACACACCUGAACCAGCUAGGCAUACUAGAUACCUCCAGGCAGGAGUGUUGAGGCAAGUUGGAGCUAAAUUCUACAGGACAGCGGUCCUCCAGGACCGAGUUUGGACACACCUGGUCUAACCUAAUUCAAAAUUAUACGGAUGUGUAAAUGAAAUUAUUCCAUGAAAUCAGGAAAUAUCUAUGAAACCAUCUGAUUUUACUGCUUUCAUAAUUUUCUCAUGUGCUUCAUAGCUUUUGGAAUUUCUUCCGACCUCUGGAUCUGAAUUUGCAAGAGAUUUUCUGUUUGACGCUAAGUCUCUGACGUCAAUGUGACGUCUGUUCGAUGUGUCCAUUUUCAUCUGGAACAUGUUACGUUUAAGGUGUUUGCACUUCUGAACCACAUUUCUAAAACAUUCCCUGGCAGAUGUUACAACAACAUUUAGACGAUUUAUUUAAUUCACUUAGGUUUCUCAGGUGCUUAUACACAAAUAUGACCAUUAAUACACAAUGCUGUCCAGAUGAUACUUGCAUUUACAGAUGCCUCACGAUGUGUGCUCACUGGGGUUGUUUGGUGAUAUUUGUCAUUUAUGCAUAAAUGAAUGAGCAAGUUUGAGUUUCUAAAGCAGGUCAUUAUUUCAAAAAACUCAAAAGCAUGUAUAAAUGACUACACUAAUGUUCUAACCCCUAACUUUGAGCAGUUAAAACUUGGCACUAAGCAUAUUCUGCCCCCUGUAAGACACAAAUCAUUGUGGCAUAAUACCACCUGUGCUGCGUUCAGCCCCGACAAAACGUUGCAAAACGUUUAAGCGGAAACAGUGGUGUGUUGAACACCCCGUUCUGAUGACGCAAGAGUUGCAACUAUGGCAGCUGAGAAGGCCAUUCUUUGUGUUCCUGAUGAAGUCAGUAUAAAUACGUGUUUAACCCGGAAACCGUAGCAAAACGUUGCGCACUGGUUUGAGCUUGAAUGUGCCCCUGGAGAAAGAGAUCUGUUAGCAUUCCAUUUCCUCUCAAAGGUCCUUCUGGUGCAGGUAGUGUCGGUUUGAGCCAAUCACCUGAGCCCUAAAUGCCAUGUGCCUAAUGUGGAGCCAUUAUAUGAUGCUUUCAAAAACACAGGGCUAAAGAAAUGUGAUCCUACAUAGCAGUUUCAUAUUUACAGUUCAGUUUUUGGGAAAAACAAACAAACAAACAAAAAAAAACAUUCACGUCAUCACAUACAAGUCUAAAAGCUUUUAAACUUUUUUUCAAAAUUAUUUAAAUAUAUUUCCCUGAAAAACAGAUUCAAUAGCAUUUGAUAUUAUGGAAACAAAUUUCACUGUAGUUGAUUUCACAUUUAAUUAAUUUUGAAACAUGGACAAAAUCAAAUUCAUUUACAAGUAUAAGUAUUUGAGCACAGACAGUCUCAGUUUAGCACACUGUGCCUCGGUACUUGACAUUUUGUACACUUUUUUUUUUUUUUUUUCUCAUUCACUUGAAAUAGAAACUGGUUAUUUUUACUUCCUUCCUGUCUUUCCGUUUUAUAUAAAAUCUAAAAACAUUUCCGGCACUGUUAGAUCAUCCAUUGUCAAAACACUCAAUGGAGUAUUUAAGACCGUUUCAGCAAGUUUGAAGAGCAUUCAUCUAAUUUAGGCACAAACUAAGACAAUGGACCUAAGAGUGGACUGAGACAAAGGUGGGACAAAAUGCUGAUAAACAUGCACAUUACAUUUAAAAUAGGUUCACUGAAUGCAAACUGAUACUGUCCACAUUAAAAUGCUUUCAAAUUGUCAUGAAAUUCUACAUACAGAAAAAGCUAAACUAAACAGAGUUAAAGUUUGUGCUGGUCAGUCUAGCUGUGAGGAUAAUCUAGUCAUGGGAGUCAAGAUUUCAUUACUACAUUUAUCAGUUUGUUCCACUUCAAGCCUCAGUGUAGUUAUCUAAACCUAUCUUGAUGGUCUUGCUACAUUUGAUACUUUAAAGUUUGAGCUUCUAAAGGAGAACGUGUCGUAGUCCAUCUCAGGACGAAUUACAAGAAUGUGUUUUUGUAUUAUUGUUUUGUAUAGUAUCUACCCUUUUGUCCCAACAAUGGGCAUUUUACGUAUUCUUUUCUUCACAAGGAAUAUUUUCAUUCAUUUCACUAGUAUUCAUUACAAAAUUUCACUCUAGUUGCUGCUUGACAAUUAAUUUGAAUUAAACUGUAUUCCUGUUCAUAAUUUCCCAUCUUAUCUCAUGCAGAUGUUGGAUAAGGCUUUACAUUUUUCACUUGGUUUAUAGUCUAAAGUGUUUCAGUUUUUUUCUCCUUGGUUAAUUUAAUUUUUUAAUAAACUGAUCCAAUUGCAGCA